CGAAAAACUCCUAAACCUGAUGCACACGAAUCUAGGCCCAACACUAAAGCGGUUGCUGUGAUGCGCUUCCGCUGUCCGCUUCUUCCUCGCGGUGUCCACAGUCCCUCGAUAUCAACAGUCAACACUCCCCGACAAGGACGAGCCAAAGAGCAACCACUGCCCCGGUGUCCGGCGCGCCGCUUCGACAGACCCGCCGCCGUACCACCGACCGUCCACCGCUGCCGCACCCCGCCCGCCUCACCGCCAUACUACUUCUGAUCGACCAUUCAUUACUCUUCCAUAUCCAGGACAGGGUGAAGUAGAAAAGCUGAAGAGUUGCAUUUUGGCCUUUUUCUAUCCAACUACUAUCCAUUUAAGUUGCAAUUGUACUGAUGUAUGAGAUUCUCUGACUCCAACUAAUAUACCAUAUUCGUUCCUUCAAAAUGAAAUAUGCAAUUUUUACUCCAACGACAAUUUUGAAAACCUGCCGAUUUGAACCCAUCACAACCCCCCACACCCUGUGGAAGAUGCUAUAUGCACAAUGUACAAGACCCAUGUCACAGUCUACCGCUAUUCCAAAGAAGCAGCAGCGGGUGCGGGACCAUGGCUUUGACAACUACAUGGAGGUGGAGAAGAAAACACGUAAAGUCCUGAAAUUUCAAGACCUAAUCCUCACCCAGCCGAACUCCAUGAUCUCUGUUUCUCACUUGGACGUGCUGUCACGCAGGAUUGGGUUCAAACAACAUGAAGUAGCGAAAUUCAUACUCAAAUUCCCCCACAUUUUUGAGAUAUUUGAACACCCAGUUCAGAGAAUUCUCUAUUGCAGGUAGGGUUAACAUAUUAAAUCUAGUCAUCAAGAUAUAAUUCAUAUAAAUUUGGCUAUUAUUGAGUAUUCAUAUCCGUUUGUUUUAAAUCUAGAAAUCAAUAAUGUAUUUGGUUUGGCCAUCUUCUUAGCAUAUUUUUUAUUUUAUUCAAAUAUUCAUAUUCGAAAUGCUUAUACAUAAACAAACACCCAUGUCAAUCAAUAUAUCUGGAGGUGUUGCUCAUAUGCAUAUACUUGUGCUGUGCGUGCAUGUAUCUAUGUAUCGUGCAUAUAUUAAAUUAUAUAUAUGGCAUUUGAAAUUUAAAUAUUAUUCAAAUAAUAAUUGAAUGUAAACCUGUUGGUGUUAUUAAAGCAUUUCAAAUCAAUAUGCGUGUUAGUGAAUGGUGUGGAUGUAUGUAUUUACACAUACACAGUAUUGUAAUUUCAAAUUUGUUUUUGAGUUCAUGGAAACCCAAUUGUUGAGUUAAUCUCAUCAGGACUGGAACCGACAGUCCAAUAAAAUUUGAUUCCCUGUCACAAAAAAUUGUAGGUUCGCCCGCAAGGCUCAGUUGCAGAUGUGUCAAGAAAAUGAAGCCCUUUUGGCCCAAAUACCGGAUGCCAUCACCCGGCUAAGAAAGCUUCUGAUGCUAUCAAACACUGGUCGACUCCGGUUGGAGCAUGUUCGGAUUGCCCGGAGAGAGUUUGGGCUGCCGGAUGAUUUUGAGUACUCGGUAAUUUUGAAGCACCCUGAGUAUUUCAGAUUGUUUGAUGGCACAGGAGAGAGUAGACACAAGUACAUUGAGAUUGUAGAGAGAGACCCGAAAAUGGGGGUGUGCUGUAUUGAGAAAGCAAGAGAGAAAGAGUAUAGAGAGAAGGGCGGGGAGGCUGAGAAUAUACGGUUCUCGUUUAUUGUGAAUUUCCCUCCUGGUUUUAAGAUUGGGAAGUACUACAGGAUUGGGGUGUGGAAGUGGCAGAGAUUGCCUUAUUGGUCUCCGUAUGAGGAUGUCUCGGGGUAUGAUUGUAGGUCUCUCGAAGCGCAGAAAAGGAUGGAGAAGCGGGCGGUUGCCACCAUUCAUGAGCUCUUGUGGUUGACCGUUGAAAAGAAGAUAACUUUAGAGAGGAUUGCACAUUUCAGGAUGGCCAUGGAUUUGCCAAAGAAGCUCAAAGACUUCCUCCUUCAGCACCAGGGCAUAUUUUACAUCUCCACGCGGGGGAACCAUGGGAAACUGCACACUGUGUUUCUCAGAGAGGCUUACAAGAGAGGAGAGUUGAUUGAACCCAACGGUCUGUAUUCGGCAAGGAGGAAGCUGGCUGAGCUGGUACUGUUGAGUCCUAGGAAAGCACCCAAAGUAGUGGAUCAUGAAUUGGUCAGUAGUUAUGGUUGGAGAGACGGCGGCGAAGCAGCAGCUUAUGUUCAAAGUGAGGACAUUGAGAAUGACAGUGUCACAACAAUGCGUAGUGAUGAUCUGAGAAAUGCUGGUUCCAGUUUGGUCGAUGGAUCUGCCGAUGACGUGGAUCCCUUAGGCACUGUUAGUGAUGAUGAUGAUGAUGAUGAUGACGACGACGAGGAUGACGACGAUGACGAUAAUGGUGGUGGUUGUGAGUUAUGACAACUUGGGCGUGAAUAGUUAACCAAGAACAGACUUAUAUAUCAACAUGAUGAUCAUUUAAUUAAUUAAUUAAUUAAGGCCUUUUCAUAUUUCAAAAAUCAUUUCAAUUGUCAUUUCAACGUACAACAAGAUAUUUGUAGUCUAAACUAACUGAUUGGACUUAGGGGUGGAUCAGGUCCGCUAGUCCCAACUGGCCCAGAAAAGGGUUUGGCACUGUUUGGGAUUGACCCGGGAUCGGUUUCCUAUCCCUGUCCAGAAGCGGCCUUGCUGUCCUCGGUUUAUGUUACCCAGUCCGGGUGUGUUCUUUAGGGACUGGAAUGGGUUCAGUCCCUAAAAUAUUCUACGAAUACCCAUUCAUUUUAAAAUAAAAAUUCUCAUUAAGUAGUCAUUCUCCUACUAUUCUCUCUA
This is a messenger RNA of Cuscuta epithymum, 2799 nucleotides long. Lineage: Eukaryota; Viridiplantae; Streptophyta; Magnoliopsida; Solanales; Convolvulaceae. The record is from the annotation of a GenBank genome assembly.